Molecule: messenger RNA, 833 nt
Organism: Arabidopsis lyrata subsp. lyrata
Lineage: Eukaryota; Viridiplantae; Streptophyta; Magnoliopsida; Brassicales; Brassicaceae
Exons: 4
Coding region: 200-712 (170 amino acids)
Source: RefSeq, a predicted model, not a curated record
GUUUAGAUCGGUUUAAGGAUCUAAGUUGACUCAUCAUCAUCUUCCAGAUUCCAAAUCUUUCUUCUCUCUUACCAGAUCGUCGACGCUUUGACCUCUCUCGCAAUCUCUUCUACAAGUGAAUCGCCGGAUCUUCCUGGGAAUUGAACAUAAUUUAGGGUUUCGAGAUUGUUCUCUCGUAAUUCUUCCUUCUCUCUGCCCGAUGGCGAACAAUAGCUCACUGGAAGCUUCUCCUUCUCAACCACCGCUCUUUCUGGAAGUUUUUUGUGAAGUUUCUGGUAAGGAAUACCGAUUCACAAGUGGUACAAAGGCGAAAUUUGCUGUCUCUGUGAUUAACAAGAAACUUGGUUCGUUAAAACCUAGAGUAGUGUUCAUUGAAGCAGUAAAGGAUGGUGAAGAACCUAUCAGUUUUGGUGAUGAUGCUUGUCUUGUCAAUUACGGACAUGGUUGGAAGUUGAAGACAGUGGUUGAUUCUGAUUUUCCUGGAACUGAGAAAAACAAUCUACAACAGCACUUUCCUUCUGUAAUAUCAAUGGAUUCCAAAGAUUCAAAGUACACAAAGGAUUCAAGACCAGAAAUUGGAGAUCAGAGUCUAAAAUACAUUGGAAGAAUAUUUUUUGCAUUUGUUUUGAUGUUUAUUCUUGGUGGCCUCUUCACAGUGGCUCUUGAGAACCUUCCCAGACUUAUAUUGCUCUUUAAAAACUCGUCCAUGUAAACAAUUGACACUGUCCAAACACAAAGACAUGUGGAGAUGUAUCUGUCAUUCUUUUUCUAUCUUUACUAGUUCAUUUAUAAACGUAUUUUGAGGCAUAUACAGUUUUUUUUGUUGACAUCAA